This is a messenger RNA of Cololabis saira (Pacific saury), 3599 nucleotides long. RefSeq names its product MORN repeat containing 4 (gene morn4). The transcript has 5 exons. Lineage: Eukaryota; Metazoa; Chordata; Actinopteri; Beloniformes; Belonidae. The record is from RefSeq and is a predicted model, not a curated record. The coding region runs from base 540 to 980 and encodes 146 amino acids.
UGUACGCUGCUUUCCAUGCGGCAGGGACGACAAGCGCCAUAAACAGGUAAACCACAGUCGUUUAGCUGCUCCUGCUUCCCCCUCAUAGAUGUGUUGUGUUUUUUUUCCUAAAGACAGUCCAUUUAAAUAGCAUCUCCAGUGAAACGCGACACCCUGUUCAGCAACAUGUAGCCUAUUUGAGGGUUGUAUUGAUCGAAAUAUAGCUUAUGCCACAGUCAGCUUUAGCUGGAUAUUUGUAAUAUCUUAUUAUAGGGAAUGUUUCUGUGUGAUGAAUUAUUUAUCUGAUGGCGACCGCAUGGGUAAAAUUACACCUGACUGCCAUUCUUUAAGGCGGUGUCAUUUGUUUUAAAGAGAAAGUCUCCAUGCAAUCAUUUGGGAUCAGUGUGUUUGUGUGUGCAGUCACGCUACAGUGAGGUCUCCUGUUUACUGGUUUAAAGAGGGGAUUUCUCCCCAUUGCGCUCCAACUGGGAGCCACAGCCGACACACAGCAAGGCGUUCAAGACUGACUGGGUUCACGGUUGCAGGAUCAGGUGGCUAUCAUGACCCUGACCAGAGGAUCUUUCACCUAUGCCAGCGGGGAAGAGUACCAUGGCGAGUGGAAAGAAGGUCGGAGGCACGGUGUUGGCCAGCUCAAGUUUCAAGACGGUACCUGCUACAGUGGCCAGUUUGAGAACGGCCUUUUUCAUGGCUCCGGCGUGCUGCUUUUUACAGAUGGAUCCAGGUACGAAGGAGACUUUGCACACGGGAAAUUUCAAGGCACGGGAGUGUUCAGUCGAUACGAUGGCAUGAAGUUUGAGGGAGAAUUCAAAGACGGACGCGUUGAGGGAUAUGGGCUGUUGACUUUCCCAGAUGGAGGUCACGGUGUUCCACGAAAUGAGGGCUUGUUUCAACACCACAAGCUGCAGAAGAGGGAGAAGUGUCUAGGAGUGGUGCAGCGGGCCCAGGCCUCAGCCUCCACUGCUCACAGCCUGGCAUUUUGACUGUUCUGGAUACUGAAGGAGACAAGCAGCGUUUCUGGAUCUUACAGAAGGGCCUCAGGGAUGUACGCCCCUCCCCAACUCCUGUCUGUGCAUCUUUACCUCUUCAUCAUCGUUAUCUUCAAUCUUUUUCCCUUUUCUGGAUCUUCCUCGCUCCACACUCACUGUGACCUGACAUUCAGAAUCAAGUUGACCAAAUAACAUCUUUUUGGAUGGCUGACUUGACAUGCACAACAGCAUUAGGCACACUUUUAACAUCCUAGUUCAUGUGAGCAGCGAAUGCUGCUUUUUCUCAAUUAUUGAUUGUACUCGGAACACGUGUCUUUGUGUUUUCCUCCAGAAUUGCUAGCCUUCUUACUUUAACCCACCACCAACAACGGAGACCUCUUCUUACAACUCUGCUGCACAUCUUGUUCUUGAAAGAGUUUGUAAAUUCAGUUUUUGCCCAAAACUGAACCGUUGCGCAGCUGUGGAUCCGUUGGUUAUUUUCCAGCCAGAAGAUCAAUAGCCCGUUCCACAGCUCCUCCUCGCGUUUAAGUGUUCUUGGCAAAAACACUUCCACUGCCCUUGACACGUUCAUCGGUGUGUGAUUGUACAGAAAAAAGUGCUGAAUAUAUAGAGAGCAUGUAUAGAAUAGGAAGAGCUGUAUAAAGGUGUGUGUAUGAAUGACUUGUAAAGUUUUCUAGAAGUUACAACAAGAUGUAAAGGCGCUAAAUAACUACAUUAAACUAAUUAGGUACAUUUACUGUAAAAAUAUUGCAAUCCUUAGCCUGGCCAGCCAUCUUAAUUCUUUUCAUCUCUAAUACAAAGAAUGAGUCUGGUUCCUCUGGAUUUGAGAUUUUCCGGGGGGGCAGUACCAAGGGAUGCAGAAGAAACUGCCUCUCGAAAUGAAGCAUGUGACGACAGCCACCUCGAUCGGUUUGAAUACUGGCUCUUGGAAGUUUCUAUACAAGACAUUGCAUAAUGUCCACACCGUUACAGUUUGUUUGGUACAUUCUGUACCAGUGAAAAUGGUUGUAAAUGGGAGGAAUGCCAGACCCAUUUCACAAGAGAGAAUUUUUGCCAAGAGAAUGGCAAUAGCAUGAAAUUUCAAGGUUCCCUGUGAAUAAAAGAAAAAUAAUCUUGUAAAAAUAACUGUUGUCCAUUUACGGAGCUCCACAGGGCACCCAGAAAGGGUCAUUUCAGUUUAAAGUGCUGCUGUAUAGUCUUCGAGGAAUCCAUUUUGUCACUGGUGCUUCUCUUCUUGGAAGAUCAGUAUUCACGUUUGCCUUAAAAAAGUCAUUAUUUAUUACUUUUUUAACAACAUCAGAGCUGAAGGGUGUCCACUGGAAGAUCAGACGAUGCCUGUCUAGCACCCUCAUGAAGUCUGCUUGAAGAUGGCCUUCACUUUCACAGACGCGUUGCUCAGCUGGUGCUCAAGGUGCUUCAGGUUUCGCUUCCAUCCCACACAAGCCCAGUAGAUGUCUUUGUUUCUAACAAACCUCCCUCUUCCAGCGGAAAUCACUGGAGUAGAAAUUUAAUUCAGUUUCUCAAUCGAGUAGAACGAUUUGGGUGACUGAUAAUGCUCAAUAGUGCUUAAAAACUACAUGCAUUGAAUAAGGGACUUAAAUCUUAAUUUAAAGAGCCAAGUGAAAUAAUUUAUAUCUCAAAUAUGUAUUUAAGAGUAUGUAAUGCAAAUGUUUUGGGUCUUUUUUCUGUCUGACUAAUCUGACUUUUCAUAUGAAUUAAUGAUUGGUCGGUUAAACAUGUUGUAAAGGUGUUUUUUAAGACAGUGUAGUUCAAUAUUUUUAAAUGGUUUGGAUAUACUAACUAUAAUUAUGUCCUAUAAUGUGUACUUUAUCAUUAUAAAUAAAUUAAUUUAGUAUACUUAUGAAGCAUUAGGAGAUGUGGUUUAACUAAGGUUGCCUACAAAAUUACAACCAAAGACAAUCAGAAGACAUAACGGUCUGAAAAAGCCUGGAUUAGAAACAUUCCCUCCUACACCUUAACAACAAAGAUAAGUCCGUUACAAAAAAACAAAAACUCCAUGGGGCUUUAAGUACACGUGAAAAUAAACACAACAGAAGAUUAAACACAGGGAAUUUAUGUGAUAUUCUGUUGAAAUUGUUCCUCUGAGUCUCGAACCAGGAUUAUUGCAGUUAAUGAUUUUCAGUGUUCUUAUAUUGAAAUGAGGGAAAAGAUGAACAGUCAACAUCAGUAGCGCAUGCUAGUGCUUUUGUACAUCUGUGUGCUACGAGUGAGUCUGGAGACAAAAAAGCAGAGCAGUGCAGGCGUCAUCGCCAUGUAAAAGCACACUUGAAUGUUUGCUGUGUGUGCAAUGACUGUAAUAUGCUGCAUUUUACAUCAUGUGACUUUUCUUUGCCUGCACACUCCUGCCUGGCUGUAAUUAAUACAUGAAUAUCAUACCUCCAUUUCCACCUGGAAACCAAAAAAAGGUGCUUUAAAAGUGUUUCUGUCCAGACUUUCAGUUGCCUGAAAUAUCAUUGCCAUGGUUACCUUUUUGAGAAUAAUAGUGUUGUUUGAGUGCUCUUAAAAAAAUAAUAAAGUGUCCUCUCUUUCUCCUGGAAUAGGCCUGACCAUGUAUCAUAGAGCUCUGUUAAUAAAGUAAUGUAUGACAUUAAA